This is a messenger RNA of Mucor velutinosus, 438 nucleotides long. RefSeq lists its product as uncharacterized. Gene Ontology annotation, biological process: translation. The record is from RefSeq and is a predicted model, not a curated record. NCBI's taxonomy places the organism in Eukaryota, Fungi, Mucoromycota, Mucoromycetes, Mucorales, Mucoraceae. Gene Ontology annotation, molecular function: structural constituent of ribosome. The transcript is spliced from 4 exons. The coding region runs from base 1 to 438 and encodes 145 amino acids. Gene Ontology annotation, cellular component: cytosolic large ribosomal subunit; ribosome.
AUGCCUACUAGAUUACAUCACAACAGAAAGAAGCGUGGACACGUCUCAGCUGGUCACGGUCGUGUUGGUAAGCACAGAAAGCAUCCUGGUGGUCGUGGUCUUGCUGGUGGUCAACACCAUCACCGUAUCAACAUGGAUAAGUACCAUCCUGGUUACUUUGGUAAGGUCGGUAUGCGUCAAUUCCACUUGAAGAACAAUGUCAACUGGCGCCCUGUUGUCAACCUUGAUCAAAUCUGGACUCUUGCCGGUGAAGGUGUUCGUGAGCAAUACAAGAACACUGAAAAGGUUCCCGUUAUCGAUGCCCUUCAAAAGGGUUACGGUAAGGUCUUGGCCAAGGGUACUAUUUCUCAACCCGUUAUUGUCCGUACUCGUUUCGUCUCUCGUCUCGCCGAGAAGAAGAUCAAGGAAGCUGGUGGUGUCGUUGAGCUCAUUGCUUAA